CGAUGUUUAUUAGAUCCCAUACAACAGCCACACGUACAAUCGUUCACUGUAAUUCUAUGCGGCGUGCAACCUCAUGCAAUAUUUAUUUAUUCAUCGCAAGGUUCACAGCUUUAUUCACAGACAAUUUUUACGCUUAUGCACUGCGUCACUCACAUGCUAUAUAGGCUGAAAUGAAAACUCCAAAUCAGGUGGAUGUACAGUGCUGUAAGACAUCUAGGCUGCGAUGUCGUGACGAGACAGCUGAUGUACGAUGCUCGUCGAGGGAACAAUGGUGAUGGCAAGUGUCGUACAGAGAAGUACGACACAUAUCUAAUACAUUUAAGGCUUCCUGUACAUAUUGUCUCACGUUGGCACGUACCCAUUCUAGGAGAUUGGCCAUUAAUGGGCAGAUACAUGCACCCGCUGGCAUAUAAUCAGCGGCCCAAGCUGUGUUCCAUACGCACAUGUAUACAGUGGCACACGCUCAAUGGCCCGAGUUGUGUAUUCGGCAAGACAGCGCCCUUAAAGUGGGGGAAUAGGCAAGAAAAGCCAAGCUUCAGGUUUGUUGCUUAUCAAUAAAUAAAUAAAUAAAUAAAUAAAUAAAUCCAAAACUUCUGAGUUACAUGCUAAGCUCGGUUCGGCAUUUUUGCAAGCGCGAGUAAACAACAGAAAUACGGUGACCAACCUAUUGCGCGUCCCAAGGUUCAUUUCGGCAAUAACAGGUCAGCUUGGUGAGAAAUAACUCUGGGUGUAACCAAAUAUUGUUUACGGUGUUUGUGGUCAGCGCGCACGCACGUACGCACACGCGUGAACUGACAUCGCCUUCUCUCUUCCGAGCCGCAGCAUCUUUGCGCCACCCAACUUCUCCUGCCAGGCUCCUUCGAUGCGCCCGUUCUUUCAUCCCUUACAACACUCGAAGCAACAAUAUAACACCAAAAGCUUCUAGAAUCGAGUCAUUUGAUACUAUAGUUCUUUCUUUUUCAAUUUCACCUCUGCCAGUGCGUUUCACGAGGAGAGACGCGCGAGUGACGCUGUUAGCUUGGAUCUCUUCGUGUGCGAAAUAUCAGCGAGAGGCGGGAGCAAGCUGUGUGUUCAGUUCAAGAACGCCUGCACACUGGACCGUGAACAAAGGAGAAGACAACGCAAAUUUCUGGAAUAUCAUUCGCACAUAAUCUUAGUCGUCCUGGUCUGGGGUCCCGAACUAGAAGGACUUUUUCCUUAACUGCGAAGCUUUCUUUUUGAGAAACCCGUACGGGUUCCCUUUGUAGCUUCGUGGUAUUACAUUCGGGUGGAUGUCAAUGUUUUACUUUUCAAAGCAAGUAAUACCCUGCAGUAACGGUAGGUGAUAGUCGGGAGACUAUGGUCACAGCGGUGGCCAUUUCUGGGAAGGGGUGCGGCCAUAGUCACAAGGACGAGUAGAUUGGCACAAAAUGGUGCAAGCAGGGACUGUGCCACAGUCACUUAGAAGACCGAGUGACAGACGUGGAUCUGAGCGAAUUUGGCAAAAUACGUAAUGCGGCUUUACAGGGCCCGCGAGGAUGCCGUAGUAGUUCUAUGUAUUUCGUGACAUCAGCAAUAUUCGCUCGGCGCUGCGUCUCCAUGUGGUAAUAGAGUAAUUUACGUCACUUGGUGGCUCCGAGGCCUAUUCGUAACUUUUUCAAAUGAAUAAACAUACGGCAAGACAGCAUAAAAUAACACAAAAAUAAUGUGAUCUAGAGUGGAAUGCUCAAUAUAGCGACAAGGCCAGCCGGUAUGUCAACCUCUACCAAUUUUCAAGCGGAUAUCUGUUUUUUUACAACAAGGAUACAUUUCCAAAUGCCGCAGUAGUCAUUUGCUGUCAGUCCGGAUCUCAGUCUAACAACUCUGAAAUUUUCAGUGACGCACUUGUUGAUUUCCGCUUCAUCAUCAGCAUUGGUCGGUGGUACCUCAAGUAUGGACUGUUUCUUUAUAUAGCGCCGCCGGUAACCUGCAUAUGCGCAGCACCUGUGUAGGGAGACGAAAUCAUAAUGAGAAUGUCGGCUCUUUUAUGCGGCGAGAACUAGAGUCAUUGCAGGUUGUUUCAAUGUGGACUUUACGUGCCUUAGUGCGUGUGAAUCGUAAUGGAGCCAUUUAGCGGCAGGUCGCUCCCGCUCGCUUUAGGUGAUGCGUGCCCUGGAGGCCGAUCGGUAGGUCUUCUUUGAUCUCGCAAACACUGAGGCGAGGUAGUCAAAGGCACCGCGCCGUUAUCGUUUGACGUAGGAAGAACAAAGAAGUAGCGCAGCAAUUGGAUGGCCGACAUGCUACGCGAAGGCGGGAGGGGGCAAAACGCGAGUCGUGUCCUCUUCUCUCGGCGUUUCGACUUUUCCACGAAUCCGUCCUUCGACGUGGCGCGAACAUUAACGACCGCCCUGUUUAGUCAACUUGCCGUCACACCGAGGCCGCUGUCGGGCAUCGACAGCAUUGCUGCACGCAGCGCCAGCAGCCUCGGCUGCCCCAUGCGUCUUGCGCAAGGUCCACGGAGUUUGGCACGCACGCAAAGCGCACGCACACGCCGCGUUCCUUGCACGGGCCGUGCUUUUCUUUUGAGCGAGGGGCGGCGCACUUGCUGGUGCGUCACCAAGCAGCGGCGGGCGUACUUUCCCCAACGCCUCACCUGCAUCGCUGUAAAGCCCACCCGACGCUGUCCCGCCGCGAGCGCCGGCCAAUAAUAAGGCUCGAGGACGACCCGCCUCGCUUCUUCCCUUUCGCUACCACCUCCCACUUCUGGAACGCUGCCCCGCGUCGACGCUCGGCUUGGCUUGGCCCCGAGUGUGGCGGCUACAAAGUGGAUAUUGUGCGACCCCCCUCCCCCACUUCUCUCAUCACCAAAACGCUUUCCCGCUGCUCCCUCGCUCCUCGUAAGGGGCUGCAGGGUGCGCGCUUUAUUGGUCCGCGCUUAUUGGAGGAAGGCGCAAUUUGAAUUCGCGAAUAACUCCUCCUGCGAGUCAAAAACUUCCAUUUUGUAUCUGUGUGGCUGUCAGGUGGUAAGACCCCGUGUCCUCCGCUUCUCUGAGUAGUUUCUUUUUGUGUUCGCACUUCUGACCUUCACCCUCUCGGAGUUUGUCUGGCCAUGCGAGGAGGGGCUCACUCGAACCAAAUCGGCGGAGAGGGUUCUUCUAAGAGUUUAUUCUUUUCUUUGCCUAGCUGCCUCCUAGUAUUGCGCCAAAGGACUCCCCUUUUUGCGUGUUUGGGCAUGGAGUAGAACGUCAGGCCUUUCUCUUGCCACUCUCACUCGGCACCUCUCCUUCUUGCCUCCUCAGAGCUGUCUUCUCUCGAACAACUCUGUAGCGAAAUUAGCUGCCGGCAACUACGUCGAAAAAAAAGCGCGCCUCCGGUUCAAAUCAGUUGGCUUUCCAUGGCGUGUGCGGUGUGGACCACGUGCGUCGAAGCAGUGCUUGCCUGUGAAGAGGCCCAUCGCUGUGGAUACUCGUAUUCAGCGCAACAUGUGCCUCUGAUAUCAACGUGCACCCGGUAAAAUAUUGUUUCUUCUUAUCGCUGUAAUCCGGAGAGUCAGUGCGAUUUCAGCUUUCUAAACACCGUGCUCACUAGGCACUACCAUCUCACUGAUUUAUUGCGCCAACUUUGUCCUCGAAUUGGCGCUUGGCUUUGCCAGCGUUUUUUUUUUUUGUUUCCUUGAGAACUAUUGUGCUCGUUUGUUCUCUACAGUCACUGCAAUUAGGGUUGCCUUCAUUGUACGCUGGAUUCGGUCAUCGCAUUAACAGAAACGUUAAUAAGGAACAACAGCUCAAGAGUGUGGAAAUCGAUAACUCGAGAUAAUUCAACAUUUGAGAAUGGUUGCGAAAGAGCGCGAUAGUGGGAAACAUUUCUGACGAACGCAGUGCACUUCGAACUCCGCCACUUGCUGAUUAUUUUCGAAAAAGUGUAUUUUCGCCGAAGCUUUCUGCAUAGCUCGUAAAUGAACAUCACGAACUUGAAGCAGUUGAGACUCGCAUGUGUGGUAACGUGUACAUUGUGACGUUACCACAUGGUCACCGUGCCAAGAUAAAAUGAAAGCAACAGUUAUUCGUGCAUGUUCGUUGCAUCACCAGAAGUUCAUAAUCGGUAACAAAGAGUCACCAAUAAACUGCGGACUCUGUCGUAGUCGGCUCACGUUUUCCGCACCUUUCUCGCAAGAUUGUUCGGAACGUUUUACAACGUUAACGUUCCUCUUGCAUGAAUGAACGGUUAAACAACCUUUUUUCGUCUACUUAACUGUAAGAGUUUUGCAUUCAGUGAAUGUGUGGAUUUUGAUUCAUGUACGCACUCUUGCGAAAUGUGCGAGAGAAAGAAGCGAAGCGUCCUUUACAGUGUAGUAUUCUAUUAUAUGGGAGUUCGCUUUAAUUUAUCGUUACGUUAAACGACGGAACGAUUAUUAACACUGCUUGAGCCGCCACUGAAUUUUAUUUGCAAGGCAGUGAUUCCUUGGAAUGGUGGGGAAAUAUGCCAUUCAUGGAAUCGUACGAAUGAACGCAUUACAUGCCCGUGCGCAAUCAUAUUUCAAUUUGCUGUAUUCGCCGCUCUCUGCUUCAAAUAUAGACAUUUUUCAAACUUACAGAAAUAAUAGCAGCAACAUCGAUAUCGACAACAAUAGCUAGUAUCCUGUAAAAAAUUACGGAGAAGCUCUAUCAUAAAUUUCUUUUAGAAGUACCUAUAGCUGCCAUAAUAUACAUAUUUGACACGAUAACAGUGCAUGAGUACAUGCACUCAUAGCCAGGGUGCUGGAUGUUGAGGGAAUAGUGCGAAUUGAAUUCACUGUUUCUCGUGCUAAACAAACAAACCAAAAUUUCUUGAGGGUAUCCCCGCACGUGGUCUUGUUGCACAGUUUAUUUAGUAUUUCUAGACAGCAUUUAGGGAAGCCUUGCCGUUUCUAGAUUGCCUUGUAUCGUGGUCGGCAACACGAAGCAGCGUCUUCUAUAAGCCCCCAAAAUGACCAACUGAAACUAAAGGAGCUUUUUGUUACGUUUAGCUUUAAUAAAACGAUCAACUUCCAGUGGUUGUUCUAAUUAUUUAGAAAACCUCUAGCAAGAGGCGUGCUCUGAAGAUGGCGCUUAUAAAAUAGAGGGAUAAAUUUAGUCUGCACUAGAGCUUGUGGUUGAAAAACAGUCUUACAGGACAGUCUUACUGACUUCUGCACUUAGUGAUCUUAGAAAAUGGUCCCACUGCCAGGUAAUAUAUUCCUAUAAAUAAAGUGGAAUAUUGUGGAAUACUUGUUCAAUACGAGCCUUAUCUGUUCGGUAAUGUCAUGAAGCGGACGAGCGAAAAAAAAAAUGAAGUCGGCAGUAUAGCUUAGUAUUUAAUACAUUUCAUUAAGCACGCAAUUUCACCUUACAUUACAACCCCAUCCUGAGCAGUAAAAAUAAACCUGCUCCUCUUCCGUUCUUUUCAGUUGAAGACUCUAAGAACACGGUACGGUAGGAAAAACACUGCAACAAAGGGGUCACCGAAGGAAGCAAGAAUGUAAUAGCGCUUACCGUAUGUCGUACGGGAGAACGACCCCAAACUAAGCGCGUGGACCCACUGUUCGUGAAAAGCACUCAAGUGGAUCGAGCAAAACGGCACCGCGAGAGACGCCGCUCGCCAUGCAGGAGGCAAACUUCGUGAGCACCAUACCCACACCUCCGUACGAACACGGCGCCCACUCCGGAGGGCACAACUGGCCCGACUUCCGGUUGCCUCCCGUGACGAUGGCGCCGACCCUUGGGAAGCAGCCCAUGUUCGACGUCGACGUCUUCGAGUCCUUUUUUAAGCCACUUUACUUUGCGGAGGACCUCAAGCUGACUUCGCAGACCGACCUCUUGGCUGAGCCGCAGACGACUUCGGUCGAACAGCCGCAGCGAGAGGUGCAGCAACGCAGCGCCACGACAGCCUCUUCGCCAGGAAUUGUCGGUGGCUCGGCGGAAUGGCUCCAGCUCCGGACAGCGCGCGAUGUGCCGCUUCAGCAGCCCGUCGAAGAGAUGACGAACUUGGUGCCAGGAGUGGGUGGGAAAGCCCGCCAGGAUUCGUCGCCGCACAUGUACGACGACGGCUCCCUCGAGAACGCUGCGUCGCGCUGCUGCGGGUUCGAGACACCAGAAGAGAGGCGAACAUCGCCGGAGAGCUUGGCCUGCUCGCCAGGAGAGCACGACGAGUGGGCAAUCGAAGACGUCGCCGUCUCUGUGAAGAGCUGGCCUUCCGCGUCACCGGCCGACGCGGCGGCGGCUGAUUCAGCUGCCGGACGUGAAUCAGCCGAGCGGCGCCGCCGGAACUCGGGGAGCCGGAGUGGCGUUUUCGAAGACGCCGCCAACCAAGCGGCGCCGGUCGCCGCCGCCGUCAGCGUCAACGGAACGUCAGUGUCUCCUGACGCUGCCGUGCCCGAUGUUUCGACGGCGUCGACGGUGAGCUUCUCGGAGACAGUGACCCCUGACCGGGAAGAGAGUGCCGAAUCCGAGACGGAGAAAGCGGAAGUGUGGCUGCCCACAGACCCUACCCAAUGGGACGGCAACGACAUCUGCGUAUGGCUACGCUUUAUGAGCGACAACCUCGGGCUGCCGGCGCUGGACGCCGCCAAGUUCCCGGACAACGGUGCAGCACUGUGCGCGCUUACACCGGAGCAGUUCCUCGAGAGGACGGACGCUCGCUCGGCCAAAAUACUCAACGACUUCUUGGUUUUAAGAAAGAGGGGUUUCAGCGCUCAAUCGCUCACUGCCUCGAGCAAAGCCGACGCACAAUCCCCCCAGAGGUCUUCGACACCUGACUCUUUUCAAAUGUUUCGGGCUGCCAGCGCACGGUUCUCGUCACAAGGCAGCGGCCAGAUCCAGCUGUGGCAAUUCCUGCUCGAGCUCCUCUCGGACAGCAACAACGCCAACUGCAUCACCUGGGAGGGUAGUAACGGCGAGUUCAAGCUCAUCGACCCGGAUGAAGUGGCCCGGCGCUGGGGCGAGCGCAAGAGCAAGCCUAACAUGAACUACGACAAGCUGAGCCGUGCGCUACGCUACUACUACGACAAGAACAUCAUGACCAAGGUGCACGGCAAGCGCUACGCCUACAAGUUCGACUUCCACGGCCUGACGCAGGCGCAGCAGCCGCCUACGCCCGAGUCGUCAGCCGCGUAUCGCCUACAGACCGAGCUGUUACUACCUCACUACCGGAGUAACUACAUCGGGGCCCACCAGCCGCCGCCGAUGGGGCUGGCUCCAUCAGCCGCGGCUGCAGCCGCCGCUGUGCGUAGUCCCUACUGGACGCCGAGCGCCACGGGAGCCUGCAACCUGUACCCCAACCUGUCGGGACACUCACUCACGCACGCUGGACACAGAGCCAACGGCCUGAGUCACUAUUACACAUGACUCUGGUGCGGAUACCGUAGCGGCGACCACCAUGGUGUCGCACCACCAUUGAGACUGGCCCAUUAGUCGUGAACUGCGAAUUGUGAGAGACUAUAGGCACGGAAGGAUCGAACACAUUGGACGCUGUAGAAUCGGCGCAGAAUGGUGAUCCUGUGUUCUAGUUUCUUUCGGUGCACAUGGGUGAUUUUUUUGCAGACGUGUUUUUAUGGGCGCAGCGUUGGACCUCCGAAUGCUGCUUGAUUUUGUGCUUUGCAGCAAGCCCGCGACAAGCGUACUGAGAAGUGUGAGUAGAAUGUUGUGUGAGGGCAAGCGACACUCGCGGUAAUGUGGUGGGUUUGUUGUCUUCUGCAGGCAAAAACAACCCAAGUUGUGAUCUGUCGCUAGAGUUGUUUUUUGUUGAUACGCACAGUGGACAAAGUACAAGUACCGGAAUGUCUAUGCGUGUGCAAGAGUUCCGCAUGCCUGCAGUCGCUGCGAAAAUCAUGACUAAACUGUCGACCUGCACAGUGAUUAAAGGGAUAUGCUAAGUUGAAGGGUCGAUUUUUGAACAGUUUAAUCGAUUUUAAUAAAGAACUUGUGGAAUGAUUUAUCUUUUUGUCAUUAGAGUAUAUUUUAAAUUUCACCACCCUCACGCAAAUAUACAAAAUAUGGCCUAUAUUGAGCACUUGACUGAUAGCUUAUAAAACUAUCAUUUCAAAAAUAAGAGGUAUAAUUACCAUCUUUCAAUACAUGAAUGAUAAAAACAGUCACUUGCAUCUUUUUAUAUUAUUUUUGUCGAGGAUUUGAUUACUUAGCAUUCAAGUUUGUUUUCUGUGUUGUCACCAUAUGUAAAACACCUGACAUUUAUAUUGUAAAAGAAAUUUAGAAUCUGGAAACUGCAUUAUCGUCUUCCUUACCAAAUUUCUCUUUAUAGACCACUAUGAAACCAGGCUUUUCCAAAGCAGUUUCGAAAGGACAGUUUUCCUAGAGGUCUUAUUUUAGUAAGAAAGUGCCAACUGAGAAAAGUCAAAGCAAUGAUUGCAGCAAACGCUACUUUACCUUAUGGUGAACAGUGAGUAAAGAGAGGCUUAUUCUGCACAAGUUAUGCCUUUUUCAACACGACGCUGUUACCGGCGAUCGCUUUAGGCCGCCUAUUCUUUUUAAAUUUAUAAUUGUCAAGCGCCCUUGUGUGUGCUCAUGAAAUGCUACUUUAGUUGGUUGCUGGACCUGCUUCCUUGUAUGGAUUCCACAAUUAAGCUCCAGCUUUUCGGGCACUCUUGAUAUGGCGCAUGCAGCCUCAUUGAUCUCUAGAACUGCCAAUUAAGGGUGCUGCAGUUUGUGUUGUUCUCAGGGGUGCGAAAUCAAUAUUCGGCCACCUCUUUCACGGUAAGGCAUUGACUGAUUCAUUUGCAUUCUGCAUCUAACUCCUCUAACAUCGUUCAAGGAGCCCUUGUUUACUAUAAGCACAAACAAGGAGGAGACAGGGAAAUGAGCAUGCAGGGACAAUAUAGUUAUCUGGCAAUUACUCUACUAAAGGUUAGACGCCGGGUUCAUGGCACUGUCAGCUUGCCGGCAUUCCAGAGUCGCCGGGCCGGAAAAUGUGCCGUUUUUGUUGUUUUUCCGAUAAACAGAGUUGUAGCUUCGGUUUCCACUCAAUCCCGACUAGCCACAACCGAAACUAUCACGUUUUUCUGGCUCUAUUCCUGCACGUUAUGCUACAGCUUCGACACGUCCCUUGUGGCUAAAAAGCGCGAAGAACUUUCUUUCGAAAGAAGCGCAUUCAUUCUGCGUCCAGUCUCCCUUGAGCUCUGCGGCCCCGUUUUGACAACAGCAUUCACGAGCGACGGCGAGCAAGUGCCAACGUCACGUGAAAAAAAAAAUUUUUUUCUGCAGUGCUGAUGGCAAGCAAACUUGCUGAGAAACUUAAAUUGUGCAGGAUCCAAAAGAAAACAAAGCAUGACAAACGGAAAGCAAUUCUGGCCAUCGCUCUCGGGCAUCCCUUUGUAGCUGUUCUCAUUCAAACUCGUCGCGUUGGCUUAGUGGAUGUGGCGUUGUGCUGCUGAGCUCGAGGUCGCGGGUUCGAUCCCGGCCACGGCGGCCGCAUUUCGAUGGGGGCGAAAUGCGAAAACGCUCGUGUACACUGAUUUAGGUACACGUUCAACAUUCUGCUGUAAUUUUUUUUUCAUCGAAUGUCUACUUUCAGGAAUACGUAGGCUUUAUGAAGCACCGCGGGGUGAUACUUUUUGUUUAUUGUAUUUUGUUCGAUGUGUUUAUGGUCGCAUCUUGUAAAAAGCGUUUUACGUAAGUUGUAAUACUCACCACAGUACAACACAAGGCGAGACUUUUUUGUGUACUCGUGUAGGUCACUGGUCACGCAACAGUUGGUGCAGUCGAUUCCCGUUAAUUCGACCAUUGCAGGACCGCAAGAUUUAAUAGAAUUAUCCGAAAGACUGAAUUAAAAUUAAGAAACCGCGGCAAAAUGACCAAAUUCAGAUAUUCAAGUAUUUUUAUUAUUCGAAGUAGUCUGUAAUACCGUAAAGCAGCUUUACGCCAAGGAUAUACCUGUAGCGUCGCCUGAUGAUUAUUCUCACGUUUUCAAGCCUUAGUAACCACUGCGGCGCAUUAGGGGAUGCCGGUGGGGCUUGAAUUAACCGCGGGGGCAUCCUUUCGCAUUCGCACUACUAGAGUUUUUCUUUCAUAGCUAUGUAGGGUUUCUCGCCGGGGCUUUUCAGUGCGCUCGAAUUAAGCAAAAUAUUGAAACAACUGAGGUCGAAUUAACCGAGAGUCGGCUGUAUUCUGACAAUUUACCUUUUGUGAAAGUAUUUAAGUGCUAAAUGAAUGCCACGCAACUACAUCUGUUUGUGUGGUUGCUGUUGAGAACAAAUUUGUUUCUUUGUACUUUGGUUUUGCUGCGGCAUGACUGGCUUUUCGCAGUGAGUGUUCGUUGUUUCUACAUUAGUGCUCUUCGAUGAGAGUAAUGUAAGGCAGCACAAACUUCCUUCUAUAAUUGUUAAGGAACUUUCCCUUAACAGACAUUGCCUUUCUGAUGGCUGCUUGAAUUUCGACGUUUUGCUUCGGUCUUCUGUUACUAUACAUAUUUUCUUUUAUUGCACCCCAUUUCUUUACAUUCAAUCCUGUUCUACUUGUUUUGACUAAAAGUAAAUUCAUUAUGAAAUAGGUGGCAUCAUACAUUGUUUGGCACCAGUGAAUUUUCCUUUUCGUUCUUUUUUUCAUUUUUAUUUGCAACACUCUUGAUUCAUCACGUUUAUUUGCACACCUCACGGAAGCACAUUGUUACGCUAUACACAAUAAAUGUUUUUUUGGCUGGUCCAAAAAAGAAAAAAAAAACAGCGCCGAGUUUGAGCAUGCACUGAAAGCGAAAGAGAGAAUAAACAUUUUUAUUCGGUGAA
Messenger RNA from Dermacentor albipictus, 10708 nucleotides. Its product is annotated as Friend leukemia integration 1 transcription factor-like. NCBI's taxonomy places the organism in Eukaryota, Metazoa, Arthropoda, Arachnida, Ixodida, Ixodidae. Gene Ontology annotation, cellular component: nucleus. Gene Ontology annotation, biological process: regulation of transcription by RNA polymerase II; cell differentiation. The record is from RefSeq and is a predicted model, not a curated record. Gene Ontology annotation, molecular function: DNA-binding transcription factor activity, RNA polymerase II-specific; sequence-specific DNA binding.